AUGGCGCCCAAAACCCUCUCCUCCUUCCUCUCUCCCUUCACCCUAAACACUAUCCCCACCACCAAGGUCCCCAACCACCACACCAACCCCUCUCUCAUCCUCUGCCGUUUCUCUCCUUCCCACCCCAAACCACCGCUCCCGGAGCCCCGCUUACCCGAACCCGAAGGCACCGGCGCCGCCGCCCCCACCCCCGGCGACCGCUUCCUCGAAAGCCGCCGCUCCUUCGACGCCGCGAAGAUCAUUCUCAAGGAGAAGAAGAAGAAGCGCCUCAAGGAGAAGCCUCUGAAGCUCUCCACCGCCGUCGCUUGCUGCUACGGCUGCGGAGCUCCGUUACAGACUUCGGAGCCGGAUGCUCCGGGUUAUUCCGACCCGGAGACAUAUGCAUUGAAGAAGAAGCACCACCAGCUUAAAACUGUUAUAUGUGGAAGAUGCAAGCUUCUGUCUCAUGGUCAUAUGAUAACUGCUGUGGGCGGGAAUGGGGGUUAUUCUGGCGGGAAACAGUUCAUCAUGGCGGAGCAGCUUCGGGAGAAGCUUUCGCAUUUGCGCUACGAGAGAGCGCUGAUAGUUAAAUUGGUUGAUAUUGUGGACUUCAAUGGUAGCUUUUUGGCUCGUGUGCGUGAUUUGGCCGGUGCGAAUCCCAUUAUAUUAGUCAUUACUAAGAUCGAUUUACUUCCCAAGGGGACUGAUUUUAAUUGCAUUGGUGAUUGGGUUGUAGAGGCCACUGUAAAGAAGAAGCUUAAUGUUAUGAGCGUUCAUCUGACGAGUUCAAAGUCUUUGGUUGGAGUAGCUGGAGUUGCAUCAGAGAUUCAAAAGGAAAAGAAGGGGCGCGACGUGUAUGUUAUGGGCUCCGCAAAUGUUGGGAAAUCAGCUUUCAUCAGUGCUUUACUGAAACUGAUGGCGGAAAAGGAUCCAGUUGCCGCAUCAGCGCAAAAGUACAAACCAAUACAAUCUGCUGUUCCUGGAACUACCUUGGGUCCAAUUCAAAUCAACGCUUUCCUAGGAGGAGGGAAAUUAUAUGACACACCUGGAGUUCAUCUCCACCAUAGGCAAGCAGCAGUGGUUCAUUCAGAAGACCUACCUUCCCUUGCUCCUCAAAGUCGUCUUAGGGGUCAAUCUUUGCCUAAUUCUCAGGUUUCUGGAAAUGGAACAACAAGGAAAGGCAAUUCCAAUGACUUGAUUGGCUAUUCAAUAUUCUGGGGAGGUCUUGUCAGAGUAGAUGUCUUAAAGGUUCUCCCUGAAACACGUUUAACGUUUUAUGGGCCAAAGAGUCUUCAGAUUCAUAUGGUACCAACUGAUGAGGCAGAUGAAUUUUACCAGAAACACGUUGGAGUCUUACUGACACCUCCAACUGGGAAAGAAAGAGCAGAUGAAUGGAGAGGUCUCGACUCUCAGCGUCAAGUGCAAAUAAAAGUUGAAGAUGUGCAAAGGCCAGCAUGUGAUGUGGCUAUAUCAGGCUUAGGGUGGAUUAGUAUUGAACCUAUUUGCAGAUUAUUAAGAAGUUCUGAUUCAAAUUCAGAAAAAACUGCAGGGGAACUGCAUUUAGCUGUGCAUGUCCCCAAGCCAGUCGAAAUAUUUGUUAGGUCUCCAAUCCCAGCGGGCAAGUCUGGAGCAGAGUGGUAUCAGUACCGGGAGUUGACCGAAAAAGAAGAGGAAGAAAGACCCAAAUGGCAUUAUUGAUUCUUGUAUAUGUAGAGAAAUAUGCAGUCAAUUAGUGUUGUAAAGAGGUGAGUAGAUAUUCAUACAUAUAGACUAUAGAAACAUGGACAAUGCGAGUGUAGCCUGUUGUACUGAACCAGUCUGUUUGAGAGAAGAAAGUUUUGACUCUUUUAUAUCGUAGAAA
Fragaria vesca subsp. vesca is the source of this 1840-nucleotide messenger RNA. RefSeq names its product NO-associated protein 1, chloroplastic/mitochondrial-like. The transcript is spliced from 13 exons. NCBI's taxonomy places the organism in Eukaryota, Viridiplantae, Streptophyta, Magnoliopsida, Rosales, Rosaceae. Bases 1 to 1677 code for a protein of 558 amino acids. The record is from RefSeq and is a predicted model, not a curated record. Gene Ontology annotation, molecular function: GTP binding; GTPase activity.